Messenger RNA from Capsicum annuum, 591 nucleotides. RefSeq names its product signal recognition particle 9 kDa protein. Bases 106 to 417 code for a protein of 103 amino acids. Gene Ontology annotation, cellular component: signal recognition particle, endoplasmic reticulum targeting. Gene Ontology annotation, molecular function: 7S RNA binding. Lineage: Eukaryota; Viridiplantae; Streptophyta; Magnoliopsida; Solanales; Solanaceae. The record is from RefSeq and is a predicted model, not a curated record. Gene Ontology annotation, biological process: negative regulation of translational elongation; SRP-dependent cotranslational protein targeting to membrane. The transcript is spliced from 4 exons.
AAUAAAAGGCUUUUCAAAAACCCCUGUGAGCACAAAUCGAAAAUCUCGCCGGCGACUCAAUUUCUCUCCGGCGUAAUCAACAGUACUUAGAGAAGAAGAAGAAGAAUGGUGUAUAUUACUUCGUGGGACGAUUUUGUUGAGAGAUCCGUACAGUUAUUCCGCGCCGAUCCCGAAAAAACUCGGUAUGUGAUGAAAUAUAGACAUUCUGAUGGUAAAUUGGUUCUCAAGGUCACCGAUGAUAAAGAGUGUCUCAAGUUUAAGACUGACCAAGCUCAAGAUGCCAAGAAGAUGGAGAAACUUAACAACAUUUUUUUCACCUUGAUGGCUCGUGGUUCCGAUGCUGAUAUAUCAGAAGUGGGUGGUAAAGAACAAAUGGAGGCACAAGCACCUAAGAAGGGGAGGGGGAGGAAACAAUAACUCUUCUAUUAUAUUGCAACUCUCUUACUGCUGUGAAGAUAUUUUUGAAACCUGCAAGGAAUUUUUCUUCCUACUUUUUUUUGUACUAUUAGUUGAGUACAUCUUGUUGCUUCUUGAAGUAGUCCUUUUCCUGCAAGCUCUGGUUUAUAUAACUAGACUUUUUAUUUUUUCUCA